AUGUGUAAGAAGGUUAGUUGGGAGACGGAGACUUUGAUGGGGACAGCACCGCCUGCGUCGCGAUGGGAAAGAUACAUACCACGAGCAGCUAUACCACACGUCGGUCUGUUUGUUGCCCUCAUGCUUUAUACUGCUGGUGGUGGGUUGAGGGGUAGCGACCACCCACAAAAAAAACCCCAGGCCCUUCGCACGCCAUUAAGAUGGGCCCUCGGGAUUCGCCAGGUAUUCUACCGGGCUUAUAUCUCACAUAAAGAGCUCAAUCACGACCUGCCGGGCCUGUACCGACUGGGCUGA
Messenger RNA from Pieris macdunnoughi, 294 nucleotides. The record is from the annotation of a GenBank genome assembly. NCBI's taxonomy places the organism in Eukaryota, Metazoa, Arthropoda, Insecta, Lepidoptera, Pieridae.